Canariomyces notabilis is the source of this 1275-nucleotide messenger RNA. Its product is annotated as mitochondrial carrier. NCBI's taxonomy places the organism in Eukaryota, Fungi, Ascomycota, Sordariomycetes, Sordariales, Chaetomiaceae. The transcript is spliced from 3 exons. Gene Ontology annotation, biological process: magnesium ion export from mitochondrion. The record is from RefSeq and is a predicted model, not a curated record. Gene Ontology annotation, molecular function: magnesium ion transmembrane transporter activity. The coding region runs from base 1 to 1275 and encodes 424 amino acids.
AUGGUGCUGGGCUUUGAAAGGGCCGCCUGCAACCCAUCGACCGCCCCGCCUUCGCCCUUCCGCAACAACCCGGAUAUAGACCCGGCCGUCCUCAACGAUAGACAUGCGGAUACACGGCAACUCCUGUCGCAUAGCAUCACCGCCGGAACCGAAUCGCUGCAUGAUAAUAAUAAUAUGAAAUCCAAAGAUGGAGAGGAGGAAGGGCGUCCGCCUUACCUUCAUUGCAUGCUUGCCGGAGGGUUGGGCGGCGCCAGCGGCGACAUGCUCAUGCAUUCCCUAGAUACAGUCAAGACGCGGCAGCAAGGCGAUCCUCACAUCCCGCCCAAGUACACCUCACUAGGGUCCUCAUACUUUACAAUUUUCCGACAAGAAGGGAUUCGGCGCGGGUUAUAUGGCGGUUGGAUCCCCGCACUCUGUGGCUCCUUUCCCGCAACCAUGUUGUUCUUUGGGAGCUACGAAUACAGCAAACGACGGCUUUUGGAAUAUGGCGUCCAGCCACAUCUGGCGUAUUUGACAGCCGGCUUCAUUGGCGACUUCGCUGCGUGCACUGUAUAUGUGCCUUCGGAGGUACUCAAGACUCGCCUGCAGCUCCAAGGGCGGUACAACAACCCGUAUUUCAACUCGGGUUACAACUACAAGGGGACCGUUGAUGCCUUCAGGACGAUCAUUCGAACCGAAGGAGUCUCUGCAUUGUUCUACGGUUACGGUGCCACGUUGUGGCGCGACCUCCCCUUUUCGGCCCUUCAAUUCAUGUUCUACGAGCAGAACCAGAGCUGGGCUCGCCAAUGGAAAGGCAGCCGCGACAUUGGGUGGGAGUUGGAGCUUUUGACGGGAGCGGCGGCCGGGGGUCUGGCCGGUACCAUGACAUGUCCUCUCGACGUUGUCAAGACGAGACUUCAGACUCAGGUUCAUCCGGAAGCCGGAGGGCUCAGCGUCGCCCAACCGACCAACACACCGCCGACGGGGACGAGCAAGGACGGGCACGCCAAAACGAGUACUGAGGCAGCGCAACAAAAGCUCCAAAAGCGAUUAAUAUCGACGUCAUCUCCGUCAACGCAUACACCUCAACCUGGGACUGUCACGCUCCAAACAUCCUCGAUGAUUACCGGGUUACGGUUAAUCUACCUGACAGAAGGCAUUGGGGGUUGGUUUAGAGGCGUCGGGCCGCGUGCUGUUUGGACCAGCAUUCAGAGCGGGUGCAUGCUGUUCCUGUACCAAUCGAUUUUACGCAAGUUAGAGUUAUACCUGCCCAUGGAGCGGCGCGAGCUCGCUUAG